Eruca vesicaria subsp. sativa (arugula) is the source of this 2191-nucleotide messenger RNA. The record is from the annotation of a GenBank genome assembly. NCBI's taxonomy places the organism in Eukaryota, Viridiplantae, Streptophyta, Magnoliopsida, Brassicales, Brassicaceae.
AAAAGCUUUGCUUGGGUUUCAGUCACACUGAUAGAGAGAGAGAGAUUCACAUGAUAAUUCCUCUAAGCAAAGUAUAAUCAACGAACGAGCGAGACUAGGAGAAGAAGAAAGAGCGUGAGAUCGAUUUCUCAAAGCCGCCAUGGGAAGUGGUGGCUAUGUGUUUGGUUCAGCCAGAUCGGGACAAACCGCAAUGGUAGCUCUCGUCCUUGUCGUUGGAUCAUUCUUCGCUGGCUACAUCUUCGGCAACAACGCCCCUAUUUACAUCCCCCAAGCUUCUUCCAUUUCCUCGUCUCCAUCUUCUCCUUCCCCAUCUGAUCCAUCAGAUUUCAUCAACAGAAUAGAACUCACUUACCGGAAAACUCCUCUUGUGAUCCCACAAAGAGGUGUGAAUGUGUGUCCAUUGGAGUUUAAUGAGUACAUCCCUUGUCACAAUGUUACUUACAUCCAACAGCUUCUCCCAAGUUUGAAUCUUUCUAGAAGAGAAGAGCUUGAGAGACACUGUCCUCCACUUGAGCAGCGUCUCUUCUGUCUGGUUCCUCCUCCCAAAGAUUAUAAGAUACCUAUACGUUGGCCUACGAGCAGAGACUAUGUGUGGAGAAGCAAUGUGAAUCAUACUCAUCUUGCUGAAGUUAAAGGUGGGCAAAAUUGGGUGCAUGAACAAGGGGAGUUAUGGUGGUUCCCUGGUGGUGGUACUCAUUUCAAACAUGGAGCUCCUGAAUACAUCCAAAGGUUAGGAAACAUGACGACUAAUGAAACAGGUGACUUGCGUUCAGCUGGGGUUGAACAAGUACUUGAUGUUGGAUGUGGAGUUGCUAGCUUUGCUGCUUAUCUACUUCCUUUAGGUAUUCAGACGAUGUCCUUUGCUCCUAAAGACGGUCAUGAGAACCAAAUCCAGUUUGCGUUGGAGAGAGGGAUUGGCGCAAUGAUCUCUGCCAUUGCCACUAAACAAAUGCCAUAUCCUGCAGCUUCCUUUGAUAUGGUUCAUUGCUCAAGAUGUCGUGUUGAUUGGCAUGAAAAUGAUGGUGUUUUGAUUAAAGAGGUUAAUCGUCUUCUCCGACCCAAUGGAUACUUUGUUUACUCAGCACCACCUGCUUACAGAAAGGAUAAAGACUUCCCUGUGAUUUGGGAUAAGUUGGUUAAUCUAACAACCGCAAUGUGUUGGAAGCUCAUUUCCCGGAAGGUACAGACUGCAAUAUGGGUUAAAGAAGAUGACGAGGCUUGCCUUAGGAAGAACGCAGAGCUUGAGCUUAUAACUAUAUGUGAUCCACAAGAUGUUUCAAAAGCUUCAUGGAAAGUUCCUCUUAGAGACUGUGUGGACAUUAGUGAGAACACACCACAGAGAUCCUCUUCUUUACCUGAACGUCUGUCUUCAUAUCCAGCAAGUCUAGGAAAACUAGGCAUUAGCGAAGAUGAGUUCACAAUGGACACAAACUUCUGGAGAGAACAAGUGAACCGCUACUGGGAGUUGAUGAAAGUUAACAAGACUGAAGUGAGGAAUGUGAUGGACACAAACGCUUUCAUUGGUGGAUUUGCUGCUGCUAUGCACUCAUACCCCGUUUGGGUUAUGAACGUUGUGCCUGCUACCAUGAACGAUACCUUAUCAGGAAUUUACCAGAGGGGCUUAACCGGUGUAUACCAUGAUUGGUGUGAGCCAUUCUCAACAUAUCCCCGCACAUAUGAUCUGCUACACGCGGAUAAGCUCUUGUCUCACUAUCAAAACCACGGUGAAGGUUGUUUACUAGAGGACAUCAUGGUUGAGAUGGACCGCAUCAUACGCCCUCAGGGAUUCAUCAUUAUAAGAGACGAGGGAACGGUCAUCUCAAAAGUACAAGAGUUGGCUCCUAAGUUCCUCUGGGAAGUUGAGACACAUGAGCUUCAAGACAAAAACAAGAAGACAGAAACUGUUCUGUUUUGCAGAAAGAAGUUCUGGGCAAUCGUCUGAAACACAAGCUUGUCAGAGUUUUUUGGAGAACAUAGAAAAUCUUCUUUUAUUUUUUGUUUGUAAGAGAAAAGAAAUUAAAUAUUACUUAUGUAACUUUUGUUCAUCCAUUGACAAGUCUGUACACAUGUUUUGUUUUUACCACAUUCAUAACCAGAGGCCAAAGUUUAGGUGAGUUUUGAACAAAGAGAAAAGUUUCGGAUUUGUAAUGUAAUUUAACGAAGCUUAUAUAUAUCCAAACUUUUUUAUGUU